AUGAAUAAAGAUGGACACAGGUCAUUCAGUUCUGUCCAGGCAGGCGAGACCUUCAACAUCUUUGCAAUAGUAGAGGACUUAUAUAAUGAUAUAAAGAAGUGUAACCUUGACUGGAGCCUUACAUUCAUACUCAAAGAUAAGAACAAAGAAUUGGUAUCUGCAACGUUGUUCUUUACCAAUGAUUGUGUUCAACAUUAUAGAUUGAUUGGAAAAGGUACAUUGUUGUUAUUUAAAGGACUAUAUUGUUAUAGUUAUAGAGAUAAGAUAUAUGUAAAGGGAAGAAUUAAGCAAGAUGGUGGAGAUUGCCAAGUUUAUAUCUUUCCAUCCGAUGUAGAUAUGUCCCAUCCAACUCCAUUGGAGUUACAUAAUGGACGACCGAGUGUAAACUACGUGGCAUCGAAAGAGGAUAUCAAACUCAUACAUAGCUUCCUCAAUGAUGACAGUCUGACCACAGUGCAAUCUAUACAAAUGGAGGCCGUGAAGGGUACUUAUGUUGACCUCAUAGCACGACUCGAUCACAUUAUGCUGCGGCAAGAUGGCAAGAUGAUCAACCUCAAUGUAUGGGAUGGCACUGGAGACUGUAUUAUGUGGGACGAGGAUGUCUCUGAGAUCACAGUUCGCAACACAGUCCAAGUCAACAGUUGGGAGGCGAGCCACAUCAAAACAUUCACCGAGACACCUCUUGGUACUUGGUUACUAUUCACAGGACUUAGAGUAAACAUAUAUCGAGACAAGAAGGAGUUGAUGUUACAAAGAACAUCCACCAUCAGGCCACUUGCACUUGGAGAUGCCAGAGUUGUUCAACGACUAAGACGACAUUUAACAAUACUUGAGGAGCACUCUAGCAUUCAUGAGAGG
Molecule: messenger RNA, 858 nt
Organism: Acytostelium subglobosum LB1
Lineage: Eukaryota; Evosea; Eumycetozoa; Acytosteliales; Acytosteliaceae
Exons: 4
Source: RefSeq, a predicted model, not a curated record